Geodia barretti is the source of this 5716-nucleotide messenger RNA. The record is from the annotation of a GenBank genome assembly. NCBI's taxonomy places the organism in Eukaryota, Metazoa, Porifera, Demospongiae, Tetractinellida, Geodiidae.
GUCCUACUAUACCCCCUACAUAUACUCGUGCCGAUUACUCCGAUCCUACACCACGUCGGAGAUUAUCCUGGUGAGUAAGUAUCGCUGCCGGCGGCGGGGAUUAAAAUAAUGGAACGACUAGUCAACCAAAGAAACCACGUUGCUGUAAUAUCAGUACAUGGCAUGACAUGUAAUUCUUGUGUGGAUCUCAUCCAGCACGCAGUAUGUCAGCUGAAAGGCAUCAAUGUUGUCAAGGUGAAUUUGAGAGAUGCACAAGCUGUGGUUGAGUUUGACCCUAAAAUCUUCAAGCCUGACAAUAUUGCUAGCAUAAUAUCUGACAUGGGUUACACUGCAGCAGUGCAGAAGGAGUUCAAACAUUCAUCUGCUUUUUAUCAGCCACCUUUGGCCUCAGAACAUCACAAAUCCACCGUCAUUCAUGUGGAGGGAAUGGUGUGCAUCAACUGCGCUCAGAUUAUAGAGUCAAAUCUUCGGAAAAGGAAAGGAAUCGAGCAUAUUUUAGUCAGUAAUGAAGAAAAGGUUGCCCACGUGCUAUAUGACACUAAUGUUCUCUCUAUUGAGAACAUUUGUUCUGCCAUUGAAGAUCUUGGCUUUGAAGCUACAUCUACAAGUGCCCAAGUGGAUGAUGUAAUUCGUCCAACCCCAAUUCAAUAUGCCCAUGAUCAGCAGUCGUGUGUUAUUAGGAUUGAAGGCAUGACCUGUUCCUCAUGUGUCGAACAGAUAGAAUCAAAACUUAAGGAAUUGGAAGCUAUUGAGUCUAUCCAAGUAACACUUAAAGAGAAGGAAGCAAGGAUAGCUUACAAUGCAGGUCUUACUACUCCAAAGGAAAUAGCUGCAGUGAUCUGUGACCUGGGUUACACUGUCACUGAUGUUGAUGGUGUUGCCAGUACAAAUGACUUCAUAUCCCCUAAAGGUUCUCCUGUCAAGGAACCAGUUACAGUGAAGGAGACUGGGAGAGCUUAUGCAAAGUUCAAAGUGAUGGGCAUGACUUGUGCUUCCUGUGUGAAUAAGAUUGAGAAAUAUAUUGCAGGAAAAACAGGGGUUCACUCCAUCCAAGUGGCACUCUUGUCCGAAUUGGCCACAGUCGAGUUUGAUGAAAACCUCACUGAUUCUGACAUUCUAACGAAGGACAUUGCUUCCUUGGGGUUUUAUGUUAACCUUAUUGCAGUCACUACUAGGACAGAGUUCACCACCGUCAGAUUCAAGGUGGAUUUGAAAGGAGCUCAAGCAGUAGACAUUCUGAAAACAUCACUUGGAAUGGUGGAAGGGAUUGUAGAUGUGAAGGUGUCACCUUCUGACUCAGUGGUCCAGGUGGAAUUUAACCCAAGCACAGUGGGGGUCAGACACGUCCUGAAGAACAUUGAGGCAGUCGGCCAUGAUGCUAUGCUUAUACCGUCCGAUCCCACACUUCAUUUUUCUCAAAAAAGGACUCUUAGACGAUGGGCUGUCUUACUUCUGCUAUGUGUGCUAGUGGGCGUUCCUACAUUUGUUCUGAAGUUCACACCUGCUCCGAAACAUGAAUCAAACAACGGCACCAUUCAAGAGUGGUGGCCCAUUACCAGAGGCCUGUCUGUUGUCGAUUUGCUUCUUUUCCUCUUUUCUACCAUUAUUCAGGUGGUUGUUGGCUAUCCGUUUUACAAGUCCUGCUUCAAGAGCCUGGCUCACAGGUCAAUGGGGAUGGAUAUGUUGAUUGCAACGGCCACAUCAGUGGCCUAUGUCUACUCGGUUGCUGCUCUGAUCACAAACAUGGUCACUGGAUUGGAUUAUGAGCUCUUCUUUGAUAGUGGUCCACUUCUUUUACUCUUUAUAUCACUUGGGAAACUUCUGGAACAUAUAGCCAAGGGCCAAACUACAAAUGCUCUCUCAAAACUCCUAUCACUGCAACCAACAGAAGCUGUCCUGCUUUCUCAUGAUGAUGAAAACGUUUUCAGGGAAGAAAGAAUCAGUGUGGAUUUAGUGCAAAAGGGUGACAAGUUAAGAAUCGUACCUGGUGACAAGAUCCCAGUGGAUGGCUGUGUGGUGGGGGGGACUUCUAUGAUUGAUGAGUCCCUCAUCACUGGCGAACCUCUGCCAGUUCUCAAGAGGGAGGGAGACCCUGUCAUUGGAGGUUCCAUUAACCAGAAUGGUGCACUUGUAAUAGAGGCUACUCAUGUUGGCUCUGAUACAAUGUUGUCACAGAUUGUUAACCUUAUUGAAGAAGCUCAGACAUCAAAGGCACCUAUUCAACGUAUUGCUGAUAGAAUGGCUGGAGUGUUUGUGCCAUUCAUUUUGACAUCAUCUUUGAUUACAUUUGCUGGAUGGAUGACAGCCAUCGGUGUCUGUAUAGGAACAAAAGAAGACAUAACAUUCAACAGCACAAACGUCUCGAGUAACGACACACUGGCCUCCGGAGAGACUGAGUGCUACUCUGUGGCACUAGCAUUCCUUCAUGCAAUUUCAGUACUUGUGAUUGCCUGUCCCUGUGCCCUGGGCUUGGCCACACCCACUGCAGUGAUGGUGGGUACAGGAGUUGGAGCCAGGAAGGGGAUUCUCAUAAAGGGAGGAGAGCCAUUGGAGAACCUGUGCAAAAUAAAGGUUGUUGUGUUUGAUAAGACUGGAACUCUGACCUAUGGCAAGCCAGAGGUGAAUUGUGUAAUAAAGAGUGUGUCGGAGGCUAUGCUGCCCUUGAGGACCUUUAUUGGUGUUGUGGGCUUGGCAGAGUGCUGCAGUGAGCAUCCACUUGGACUCGCAAUAUCCAACUUUGCUAAAAAGGUGUUCGGAGAUGGACUGAGUGGAGUGUGCACUAAUUAUCAUGCAGAACCUGGUCUUGGCCUCAGCUGCAGUGUGAAGUUAUCAGCCCUGCCCUCUGUAAUAGAUAAAACAGCACUCCUUCAGUGCGUGAGACUACCAGUUACUGGCUCUCCAACCAACCAACCCCUGGUGGACCUAGACCAUACAUACCAGGUUCUGAUUGGAAAUCGGCUGUGGAUGACGUCAAAUGGUAUUGAUAUUGAUCAGGAAUUGGAACGAAGGAUAACUUCAUAUGAACAGAGGGGACAAACAGUUGUGCUGACUUCCAUUGCUGGUAUCCUGGUGGGAGCAGUAGUAAUUCACGAUAAGGUCAAACCUGAGGCUCGGCAAGCAAUCAAGUGUCUGCAGUCCAUGAAUGUAAAGGUUGCUCUUCUCACUGGGGAUAACCGUAGAACUGCACUGGCAAUUGCACAAGAAGUUGGAAUACCAGAGGGAAAUGUUUGUGCUGAGGUGCUACCUUCUCAUAAGAAAGACAAUGUUACUUUUUUCCAAAAAGGGAACAUUAAGGUAGCGAUGGUUGGGGAUGGAAUCAACGAUAGUCCAGCUCUGGCUCAAGCUGAUGUUGGUAUUGCCAUUGGCACUGGAACUGACAUCGCUGUAGAGGCAGCAGAUGUUGUUCUUGUAAAGGUAUAUCUAUAUCUUAAUAGCAACCUGCUGGAUGUGAUAUCAUCAAUCAAACUGUCAAGGAGAACUGUCAAAAAAAUCAGAACCAAUUUCCUUUGGGCAGUACUUUAUAACUUCAUUGGGGUGCCAAUAGCAGCUGGUGUCCUAACUCCAGUAGGAAUAACCCUGCAGCCCUGGAUGGCAGCGGCUGCCAUGGCUCUAAGUUCAAUAUCAGUCAUUUGUAACUCUCUUCUCCUCCGAUGUUCAUGGUCAUGCCUGUCACUGAGAAGGCAAAGGGCUGGAAUUAACUCUGAGGACUCUGCAGAUGAGCUUUUACAAUAUCCUGGCGAAUCAGAUAAAACUGACUCAUUGGUCGUCUCAUCGGCCGUGGACGUGAGAGUAGUGAGAGGUGGAGUUUACACGACUUACCACUGGCAUAUGCAGCAACCAAUCUACUGGCCGGAUAAAAUACCGAGCAACACAAGAACCUACCAGAAGGCUUUUGAUUCACUUCAGCUCCAAUCCAGCCAAGGCAACCACCCUCAGCAGAACAUUGAUGAUAUCUUUGGAAAAGAUGAUAGAGUGAAUGACUACCAACACUAUGCUCUGGAUGCUGUUCGGAGCUGUGAGCAGUAUCAGGAUAUGGGUGCACAGGCCUUUUCCCAGCAGAGAUGGUAUUCACAGAAAGAGCCUGGUGGAAGCUGGUAUAGAGUGGGUUAUAAUCACAUAUCAAGAGCUUGCAGAGGUUAUCCAUACUCACCACAUGGAGACAAUAACAGCCCACCAAACCCAGCUGAUCAGGUUAAUCCAGCCCAGUCUGCUUACUUCAAAGAGUCAAUUUCAAGAGGCUGUACUCCCAACAAUGCUUAUCCGUUCUCAUAUCGGCCUCACUAUGCUCAGUAUGUGGACCCAGAGACCGGAAAUGUUUCCAAAAUAAUAGUAGUCCCUGCAGCAAUGGCCAUGAGUUGGGUAGAUGGAUAUGAGUGCUAUGGCAUUCAGGACAUUCAGAAGAUAGCGGGCAGCAGUGAGCCUGACCACCCUUUACUUAUCUUACUAGCCCAUGAUGGAGACAAUGCAUUUGGUGGAGGAUAUUCAUACUAUGAGCAGUGUGUGAAACAGUUUGUUGAUCAAGCAGAGGAAGAGGGAUACACAGCAAGUACAAUCCAGCAGUACUUGAGUCAGUUCCCAGUCGAUGAAGAAGAUAUCAUUCAUGUGGAAGAUGGAGGGUGGGUUAAUCCUGAUGGAGAUUUUGGUUCUCCUCAGAGCCUCCAAUGGAACUAUCCACUGCAACCCAAGGAUGCUCAGGCUGGGCAGUUUGAUAUUGAGAAUGGCUGGUCGUUGGAUGAGAGGAACUGGGCAAUACUCACAGCCACUGAAAACACUGUGGAGACAGCGGAGCAGGCAAGUAGUCAGUGUGAAGGACAUAUUUAUUUCUAUGUCUACAGAUGUCGGGAGGAGUGAGGCUGAGUGAGAUACAGGAACCUUCACCAGAUGCUACAGUAAACACUACACUAAUAAUUGUUCAUUAGGUUAUUGAACUAAUAAAAAACACAGGAUGCAGAGCUUGCCUGGCACUUUUUCUUGCCUGGGCUGACCUCAGGCUACAUGUACUAUGGCGGGUCUCAAGACAUGCCAGUGAAACAGACUGUUGCAUGCAAUAAUGCAGUCAGUCAUGCAAACUCUUCAAUUUCCAAACAUAGUACAGUAGGAGACAAGACUCCUCCUACUGUGUGGACACUGCAGCGUCUCCCCUGGAACCCCGGUGGAUGUGGAAUGGGAGAACUAUGGGGAUACAAGUAUACUCCAAUGCCCACCGACUUCUAUAUCUGGACAUUUGCAUAUGAUGUUUCUGGAAUAAAGAAUGUCACAUUUCAGUAUCGUGAGGACAAAGAUGGGAUAAACCCAAUCAGUGAUACAAACAAUGAAGUGUAUCAGUCUGACUUGGAAAAUGUAGGCCCCUGGAUAUCUAUGGCGAUGGUACACCGUAUUUUCCCAAAGGGGAAUAUUUAUAAAGCUUCAAUAGACCUCACUUGUAACAGCAGUGGGCAAGUUUGCAUUCCAUCCAUCAUUGCCGAUGAAUAUUGGGUGAAGAUUACAUCCCUAUCAGAUACUCUGAUUGACUAUUAUGUUUCGGCAACAGACACACUUGGAAAUGUUAAGAAGACGGACAUUUACCAUGUUUAUAUAGGCAAUGGAACAGCAACUUGUACAGAUUAAGCUCAUUGGCAAAUGACUAUAAUAUGCACAAGAGACUUUAUAGAGUUGUGAUUUCGGUGUUCAUAGACAUUGUGAUGUAUAGUUACAUUACUCUUUGAGUGCAUCGUGA